Camellia sinensis is the source of this 2202-nucleotide messenger RNA. RefSeq lists its product as uncharacterized. The record is from RefSeq and is a predicted model, not a curated record. Lineage: Eukaryota; Viridiplantae; Streptophyta; Magnoliopsida; Ericales; Theaceae.
GGAGGGAAAAAAAUUUGAAAAAACCGGGACAAAAAGAGGGAAAAGAAACAAACAGCUGAACGAAACGAACCCAGAUGUCUUGCUUUAUUGACAAGUGCAUUGAGCGAGUUUCGAAAAGGUGAAUUUUGAUUCGAAUCUGAUCGCGGCUAGACAAGAAAUCAAAGCACACUCUGUAGAUUCUGUACGCAUUGGUAAUGUAGCCUUGGAGUAAUUUGGAUUUUUCAAAUCGUAGAUGGCUCUAAUUCCACUGAUUCAACACCCGUGUAUUGUUGAAUUUAAGGAAGCAUGUGUAGAGAAGGAUAUGACAGGAUUAAUAAUUAAAAUACACCGAUUGUCCAUUGGUCCUUUACCUUGACCGAACCGAAGAGAUGGCUUUUAUACCGAAAUGAGACUGUACUCGGAAAAAGUCCGCCAUCGUUCAUCCCCCUCCUUGAAAACACUUAUGAUCUUCCUCCCGCUACUGAUGAUGCCAUACAUCUUAUAAGGCUUGGUAGUUUCCAAGUUGGGAUUGAUCAGCCCGUGAUAGAAACUGUGAUGGGUAUGGAUGUUGGGAAGCUGAUAAAUCCAGCAAGGGAUGAAAGCCUUGCAAAUUUUUUAACUCUGAAGUCAUCUACUUGCUCCGAAAUUAUGAGUCUGAAUUCAAAUAUGGUUGGCAAAGAGUGAUACAGGGAUGAUUCUUGAGGACAAUGCAUGCAGUUCAUAAAUCAUGUAUUCUGCGGGGUUAGGAGGACAAACAGUCCAUGGAUGCGUUCAUGUGAGCGUAAACGUCAAGAUGUAGCCAGUGAAACGACAAAUGAACUUGGGGUAUGUAGGCAAGGAUGGAUCCUGUUCAAAUAAACAAAAAUUGUUAAUCGUCCAAGUGUCACACCGAAGCGUAACCGUACGAGGCUCAACUUCUGGUCAAACAUUGCAGGCAUUGUGAAGUUGGUGUACACGCUGAAUUUGCGAGACAAACACCUUGUCCAUCUUAAAAAAACACUAUUCUGGUUGAUGUUUGAAGCAAUUUUGAUAAAUCAACUUGACCACGUAGAGUUCCGCAAAGGGGACGACCUAGUGGUAAAUAUCAUCCGGGCAUACAAUGCACGGGAUGGGACGUUUCGCGCAGGCGGACAAAGCGUGUGCGUAAGCGAUGAUGACAUCAAGUUAAUAUUUGGGAUCCAAUGUGGUUUUGGUUGCCUUGAUUUGACCCCUCGACCUAAGCCACCGUCCGACUUUGUACAACGUAGGUGUCGUAACAUUAAUCACAUAACCUCGAAACUGAUAUGGACCCUACUAGUCGAAGCUGCGAAGGGCAGUACUGCUCGUGAUGUGGAAGACACCGCAGAGCUGCUAUGCUUAUAUGCUUGUGGGAAAUUAUUCUUCUCAAAUUUUGAGGAAACAAUCAACUGGGCGCUAAUCCGAUAUGUGGAUAAUUUGGAUGCAAUGAAAACGUACGAUUGGACAGGUGCAAUCCGUAGCUCGUUGAUGAGUUCGGUGAGGGACUUCUAUCGAACACCUGAAAAAGUAACCGGAUAUGUCGUCGCAUUGAUGUAUUGGCUGUGUGAACAUUCAACGAUCAUAUUGCUCGUAUCCGCAACCGCGUUUCCCAGGUUUCUUAAGUGGGAUGUUACCACGUUAGUAACAGCUGCACAUGUGGUCAAUCUAUCAGGGCAUGUAGAUUUUGAGGUGACAGCUGGACGAUUGAUUACAAAAGAUCAUGAGGUUAAGAUUUUGGAGGUAGAUGGGGUAAACUGUGCUAGGAGUGCGGGAAAUGCAGUGGAGGAAUUCUAUGGUAGUGUACAUGAGGAUAAUUUUGUUGAUAUGGGUAUGGAAGGUAAUGUGACGGGUGGUGACGGUGGAAUUAUGUUAGAAAUGUAGAACAUGGUUCAGCGUCGGUCCAUAUUAAGACACCAAACAGGACUAUUACACGAAACGCAAGAAAGCACACAAUGGACGUGCGGCCACACAUUUGCCAUGCUAUAGAGAAAAUUACAGAGUUUGAACUGGAAAUCAACGAGAAAGACGGUGUGAUUUCAGAGUUACGGGCAGAAGUGGACACACUGAGGUAGGCGAAUGAGGUGCAAACGUUGUAUCUUGUUGGAGGAUUUUGUAGCUUGAUGCAAGCUAAGGACAACGAGGUGAAGAAACUCACCACUGAAAAUGCUAAAUUGAAAAGGGUAGUAAAUGUUUUAGAGGAGCAACUUGCUAAGCGCGAAGUGCAUA